Coregonus sp. 'balchen' is the source of this 2594-nucleotide messenger RNA. Lineage: Eukaryota; Metazoa; Chordata; Actinopteri; Salmoniformes; Salmonidae. The record is from the annotation of a GenBank genome assembly.
GUCUUUCUGAAGAGUGAUAACCUGUGUCUGAUGGGAGGAGAGCAUGUGAGGAGGAGACCCACCCUCCCUGCUGCCCACAUCCUGGCCAUGCACAUCCAGCAGCUGGAGAUCGGAGCCUUCACUCUGACCAGCGGCGCCUACAAGUGGCCAAAACUUAGGUGAAUGAGCGUAAUGCAACAUCUCAGGGCCAGUUUCCUCUAAACAGAUUAGGUCUAGUCCUGGACUAAAAACGAUUUUCUAAGGAGAAGCUGAAUGGAGAAUUGUAAGUGGUUUACGCUUUUUCGGAGUCCGCGGUAACCAGCACAUAAAGUCCUGGGUCUGUAUUCAAAAACCGUCUCAUAGUAGGAGUGGUAAUCUAGGAUAAAUUUAGCCUUUUAGAUCAUAAUGAAUAAUAAUAAUAAUAAAUGUGACUUACACUAUAUAUACAAAUGUAUGUGGACACCCCUUCAAAUUAGUGGAUUCGGCUAUUUCAGCCACACCCGUUGCUGACAGGUGUAUACAAUCGAGCACACAGCCAUGCAAUCUCCAUAGAAAAAACAUUGGCAGUAGAAUGGCCUUACUGAAGAGCUCAGUGACUUUCAACGUGGCACUGUCAUAGGAUGCCAACUUUCCAACAAGUCAGUCAGUUCGUCAAAUUUCUACCCUGCUAGAGCUGCCCCGGUCAACUGUAAGUGCUGUUAUUGUGUAGUGGAAACGUCUAGGAGCAACAACGGCUCAGCCACGAAGUGGUAGGCCAGACAAGCUCACAGAACGGGACCGGCGAGUGAUGAAGCGUGUAGCGCUUAAAAAUCGUCUGUCCUCGGUUGCAAAGCUCACUACCGAGUUCCAAUCUGCCUCUGGAAGCAACGUCGGCACAAGAACUGUUCGUCGGGAGCUUCAUGAAAUGGGUUUCCAUGGCCGAGCAGCCGCACACAAGCCUAAGAUCACCAUGCGCAAUGCCAAGCAUCGGCUGGAGUGGUGUAAAGCUCUCCGCCAUUGGACUCUGGAGCAGUGGAAACACGUUCUCUGGAGUGAUGAAUCACGCUUCCCCAUCUGGCAGUCCGACGGAUGAAUCUGGGUUUGGUGGAUGCCAGGAGAACACUACCUGACCAAAUGCAUAGUGCCAACUGUAAAGUUUGGUGGAGGAGGAAUAAUGGUUCGGGGGCUGUUUUUCAUGGUUCGGGCUAGGCCCCUUAGUUCCAGUGAAGGGAAAUCUUAACGCUACAGCAUACAGUGACAUUCUAGACGAUUCUGUGCUUCCAACUUUGUGGCAACAGUUUGGGGAAGGCCCUUUCCUGUUUCAGCAUGACAAUGCCCCUGUGCACAAAGCGAGGUCCAUACAGAAAUGGUUUGUCGAGAUCGGUGUGGAAGAACUUGACUGGCCUGCACAGAGCCCUGACCUCAACCCCAUCGAACGCCUUUAGGAUGAAUUGGAACGCCGACUGCGAGUCUUGCCUAAUCGCCCAAUCAGUGCCUGACCUCACUAAUGCUCUUGUGGCUGAAUGGAAUCAAGUCCCUGCAGCAAUGUUCCAACAUCUAGUGGAAAGCCUUCCCAGAAUAGUGGAGGCUGUUAUAGCAGCAAAGGGGGGACCAACUCCAUAUUUAUGCCCAUGAUUUUGGAAUGAGAUGUUGAACGAGCAGUUGUCCACAUACUUUUGGUCAUGUACUGUAUACAUAGCUUUUCAAGGAACCAAAGUCGCUUAAAUGGACAGAGAGAACUUGAUCCUAGAUCAGCACUCCUACUCUGAGAUGCGUUGUGAAUACAGGCCCAGGACUAGGCUUAAUCUGGGUCUGGAUUGAGAUUAAUGAAUCUACUCUGGUCGCCUUUGCACUGACAUGGAUAUCAACCUGACACUCAUUGUUUAACGGUGUAAACUUGAUAUUAACUUUCUCCUUUGAUGUAAUGAAGUGGGCCAAGUUGCCACCAAACUAGUAUCCCUGUGUCCUUCUACCCACUUGUAUAUGGCGGCCAGAUGCUGGGUUCAAAGAAAGUUGUGGCGGACGGUAAUGACACAGCUGCUCAUCCAUGGCAGUCUUUUAGGAUUUGGGUUCCUCUACUAAAGCUAGCACACAGCCAGAUGGUGUAUCGCGAUGCUGUGUGAUUUUGGGAGAUGUGGCACGCCAGGUGCUCCGAGAUGCAUCGAUGUUGACAGAAGCUGGGGUCAUAAAGGGUCACGGUGAGAGGCAGCGUCACAGCUGGUUAUGAUAGACCCUAGGUUCCCCCACUAUUCUAGAAAUCAGGUCACUUACUGUACUGUAUAUGAUGCAAGUGUUCAGUAACAUGGUGCCAAAUUAUGAGUAUGUUCCUGCCGAAGAUUAACAAUAACAAACUCCUAUUUCUCUUUUUCACCCUCUGUCUAGUCCUCCAUCUCCAUGGUGGCCCCAACUUCAAUCUCUGCCUUUGUCCUAAUUUCAUGUACUUUCUUGUCUCCCCCCUUUACCUAUCUGCUUCUUUCCCCCUCUCUUUCUAUCUUUAUCUCUCUCCUUCCUCACUGUCCAGGACCAUAGCGAAGGUGGUGAGUCAGGUGCAUGCGUUCCAGGAGACAGUGUACUCCUUCACUCCUGACCUGGAGCUGCAGGCCUACCUAAGACUACGCAUCGCCCACCUCAGCGGC